Molecule: messenger RNA, 417 nt
Organism: Acanthoscelides obtectus
Lineage: Eukaryota; Metazoa; Arthropoda; Insecta; Coleoptera; Chrysomelidae
Source: the annotation of a GenBank genome assembly
GUGGAAGCGUAGGCUAACAAAUAGUUACAGGUUACAAUAGACUCAAUUAUAUCCGGUCUAAGGUAGCGGACAGCUAGUCUGUAAACGAAAAAGCCGGAUAAGAUGAAUCAAUGUCCAAACAUUCGCAGAACUUACAAGUACUUAUUAAGCAAGAAGAGAACAACAACACUAUCCCCACCCCUUCAGACACUCCAGUACCACCAGGCUGCCAUCACCCCUCUCAGGAUACUGAAAACUGUGUCACCAGUUCGGCUGUGUGCCAGAAGGUGGCGUCUUCGCACGAGCAUCACCGAAAGUUCACGAUUGCUGCUGCCAAUCCGAUCUUGGCCGAGAAGCUGUCGACACCGGCUGACGCGCAGGCGCCGACCACGCAAUUGGCCACACUCACACCGAAAGUGGAGAAAGGUAAGUGACAAA